AUGCCAGACCUCAACUCCCCAGCAGUCUCGACACCCCUCCCCGAACCGCCCCCGAAACGUCGCAAAGUCCUCGACCAGACAGCAACCCCCCGCUACAGCUCCCCCGACGAGCUGACGGUCACCGGCGACGAGCUGGCUGCCUCCGUCGCCGCAAAACGCACAAAGACAACCCACCGCCGCCGCCUGUCCACCCAGCGAGCCCGUCCUAGCAUGACGCCUAGCAGGUCCCCAAGCGACGACGAGCUCAACGGGGCGUACUACUCCCGCUCCUCCCGCUCACGCUCCCGCUCCCCACGCUCCCCGACCGCAUCACCCUCGCGAUCUCCGACGCCCGCCUCCACGUCCCGCGGCUCGUCAUCCCCGCGGAGCCUCGCAGACAAUGUCGACCGCAGACUACGACUCUCGCCCGGCGCAGAGGAGGACGCUGAAGUCACGACGGGAGGCGCAGUCACCCCCGCGACACCGGCACGCAAGGGUCCCGUGCGGCCGACGUACCGCGAGACGCGCGUGCUGAGCGGCCACAACGGCAAGCCCGUGUCUCAGGUGCGGAUAUCGCCCGACGGCAGGUGGAUCGCGUCGGCCUCGGCGGACGGCACGCUCAAGAUCUGGGACGCGGACACGGGAAAGCACAUGGACACGCUGGUGGGCCACAUGGCGGGUGUGAGCUGCGUGGCGUGGAGCCCCGACAGCGGCACCCUCGCGUCCGGCAGCGACGACAAGGCGAUCCGGCUGUGGGACAGGGUCACGGGCCGGCCCAAGGUCACGGCCAAGGGCAUGGGCGGCGUCCUGGCCAAGGAGGGCAGCAGCCACAGGCCGAUGCCGCCGCUGCUGGGGCACCACAAUUACGUGCACUGCCUGGCCUUCUCGCCCAAGGGCAACAUCCUCGCGAGCGGGAGCUACGACGAGGCUGUCUUCCUGUGGGACGUGAGGGCGGGGAGGCUGAUGAGGAGUCUGCCCGCGCACAGUGACCCCGUGAGCGGAAUCGACUUUUGCUGCGACGGGACCUUGGUCGUCAGCUGUUCAACCGACGGACUGAUCCGUAUCUGGGAUACAUACACAGGCCAAUGCCUGCGCACCCUCGUCCACGAGGACAACCCCGCCGUUACCUCCGUCUGCUUCUCGCCCAACGGCCGCUUCGUCCUCGCUUUCAACCUCGACAACAGCAUCCGCCUGUGGGACUACGUUUCGGGCGCCGUCCUGAAGACGUACCAGGGCCACGCGAACAACAAGUUCGCCAUCGGGGGGUGCUUCGGCAUCGUGCCCGACGAGGGGGCCUUCAUCGCGUCGGCCAGCGAGGACGGCGAGAUUGUCCUCUGGGACGUGGUCACCAAGGAAGUCGUCCAGAGGAUGCCCGCACACCGACAGGACCGGGACGGCAAGGGGAGCGUCUGCUUCUGGGUCGAUGUCCACGGGGACAACAUGGUCAGCGCGGGGCAGGAUGGGUCUAUCAGGAUUUUCAGAAGGGUGGUCGCCAACGGCAGUGAUGCUGCCGCCGCUUAUGCUGUUCUGACGAAUGGGCACGCGGAGGCGGACAAGGUCGACGAAGCGAGCAGCACGGAACCGCCGAUAAAGCAGGAAGAAGACAUGGAGAUGGGCGGGACGUGA
Molecule: messenger RNA, 1605 nt
Organism: Colletotrichum siamense
Lineage: Eukaryota; Fungi; Ascomycota; Sordariomycetes; Glomerellales; Glomerellaceae
Gene: Wdr5
Product: WD repeat-containing protein 5
Exons: 2
Coding region: 1-1605 (534 amino acids)
Molecular function (GO): protein binding
Source: RefSeq, a predicted model, not a curated record